AUGAUCCCUUCUGAGGCUGCACAAACAGCAGUCUCUCUGAGGGUCAGUCCCAGCAGAUCUCAGUUCUUCAAGUUAGAGACUGUCUCCCUGAGCUGUGAGGAUCAGGGGAGCUCUGCUGGAGGGAGGGUGAGGAGGAACACCACAGACGGAGGGUCUUUAGCGUGUGGAGCAGGCUGGGGGUCUUUAGUGGGUUCUUCCUGCAAACUGAAAGACCUGUACACAGGGGACAGUGGAGUGUACUGGUGUGAGUCUGAAUCAGGGGAACACAGCCAUGCCAACAUCACAGUACGUGAUGGAGCUGUGAUCCUGGAGAGUCCUGUCCUCCCUGUGAACCAGGGACAAGCUGUGACUCUACGCUGUAGAUACCAGACACCUCCCUCUGACCUCACAGCUGCCUUCUACAAGGAUGGAUCUCUGGUCAGGACUGAGGCUGCAGAAGAGAUGACCAUCCCUGCUGUGUCUACAUCUGAUGCAGGGUUGUACAGGUGCAACAACUCUGAGCUGGGAGGAUCUCCAGAGAGCUGGCUGGCUGUGAGAGCUUCACCUCCACCUCCAGCCCCCCUGCUGUCUCUGCCCAGACUGCUGUGUAGUAUCCUGGUGACCUGUCCCUACCUGGUGGUCACUGUCCUGCUGCUGGAGAUGUGCUGCAGGUCCAGAGGUGGGACUUUUGGUGAAGAGAAGAGGAACUGUGAUGAUGUCAUAGAGUGAACAGUUCAGUAUUUGAACUGUCUUGGCUUUAGAUGGUCAUUCUAGUUCUUUUUAUUUCAUUUAUUAUACUUUUGUUAAAGUGUGUGUAAGUGUUUGUGGUGGUGUUUAUGUGUUUCCUAGUCAUAAAAAAGUUUAAAUCAAAACACUCAGUUUGCAUGUGUGUUUCUAUCAAACUGGAACAACAGGAAGCUCCCUGACCCUGUAGUCAGGGUAACACAGGGUGUUUCUCAUAAGGCAAGUCAGAGAGGGACGUUGAGCCCAGUAACAAACCUACUAACUGCCAGAGCUGAGUUGUGGUUUUACCAGAGAAGAAGAACGCCUGGGGGUGCUGAGAGGAAGGAAACUGUGGUUGGCUGAUGUUCGUCAU
Molecule: messenger RNA, 1075 nt
Organism: Osmerus eperlanus (European smelt)
Lineage: Eukaryota; Metazoa; Chordata; Actinopteri; Osmeriformes; Osmeridae
Product: sialoadhesin-like
Exons: 5
Coding region: 1-708 (235 amino acids)
Biological process (GO): cell surface receptor signaling pathway
Cellular component (GO): plasma membrane
Molecular function (GO): transmembrane signaling receptor activity
Source: RefSeq, a predicted model, not a curated record